AUGCGUACUACCACCGUUCUCGUUGCCGCCCUGGCGCAGACCGCCCUUUCGGCACCCGAUGUCAAGAACUUCAUUUACAUUGUUCCUGAUGGAUACGGCCCGGCAAGUCAGACGAUGGCUCGUGAUUAUGUCUCCCUGAUCCAGAAUGGUCAGAACCCCGGAGCUCCCGUGAGCAUCCAGCUUGCGGCUGACAAGAUGGUUCUCGGCAACGUCCGUACUCUGGCCAGCGACAACUUGAUUACGGACUCCGCCGCCUCUGCCACUGCUUUUGGAUGUGGUGUCAAGUCGUACAACAAUGCCAUUGGCGUCGACCCUAAUGGUGAGCCUGUUGGCUCUAUUCUUGAAGCAGCAAAGUUGGCGGGCAUGAAGACUGGUUUGGUCGUAACUAGCACCAUUAACCACGCUACCCCUGCAUGCUAUGCGGCUCACGCUGCCCACCGUAACUCUUAUGAAAAAAUUGCGGAGCAUGAGAUCGGCUACGGCCAUCCGCUCGGCCCCGUUGCCGACAUCCUGCUCGGUGGUGGUCGAUGCUACUUCAAGCCCGACUCAGACUCUACUUCCUGCCGCUCGGAUGAGAUCGAUCUUUUUGGCUUUGCCAAGGAACAUGGUUACCAUGUCAUGCAAAACCGCUCCGCCUUUGAUGCCUUGAACAAGGGUCUUGGUGACAUCCACAUCCCUUACAUCGGUCUCUUCAACGAUGGCCAGAUGAUGUAUGAGAUUGACCGAUCUCGCCAGCCUGAGAAAGAGCCCUCCCUUCUAGAGAUGGUUGAGACUGCUCUCAACUCUCUCCACCGCGCUACCCAUUGCAAGGAGGAGGGCUACUUCCUCAUGAUUGAAGCUUCUCGCAUCGACCACGCUGGCCACGCCAACGACCCUGCCGCCCAUCUCUUCGACACUAUUCACUACAACGAGGUCAUGGGUUUUGUCCGCGAGUGGAUUGAUGAGCACCCUGACACCAUGAUGAUGUCCGCCGCAGACCACGAGUGCGGUGGCCUGACUCUCAACGGAUUCAACCCGCUGCCCUUUGCAAAGGUCAACGCCUCCACCGAGGCCCUCAUGAAAAUCUGGGGGGACUACAAGGGCCCCGACAAGAAGGCCUUCCUUAUUAGCGAAAUUCUUUCCGAGUAUGGCCUCGCCAGCGCCACGGACGCCGAAGUCAACACCCUGCUCGCUUCUCGCGAUCUUGACACAGAGCUUGGUAACUUGCUUGCGAGCAAGGCCGGUGUUCACUGGUCUACGGGCGGCCAUACGGCGUCUGACAUUACCCUGUAUGGUUACGGCGCUGGUGAGAAUGGCCGCGCUAUCAAGGCCGACAUGGCUGGCAACUGGGACAACACCGAAUUGCCAAAGUACAUUGAAAAGGCCCUGGGUGUCAACAUGGGCGAAGUCACUCGUCUGCUCCGCGCCCACGGCACCGAGUGGGUUGGAAAGCCUGGCAUGAACAAGCGCUCUGAUGAGCACAUUCACGGCCACGACCACGCUCACUGA
This is a messenger RNA of Colletotrichum truncatum, 1488 nucleotides long. RefSeq names its product alkaline phosphatase. Gene Ontology annotation, cellular component: fungal-type vacuole membrane. Gene Ontology annotation, molecular function: alkaline phosphatase activity. Gene Ontology annotation, biological process: dephosphorylation. NCBI's taxonomy places the organism in Eukaryota, Fungi, Ascomycota, Sordariomycetes, Glomerellales, Glomerellaceae. The record is from RefSeq and is a predicted model, not a curated record.